AUGACGGAUGUGGCGAGCACGGUGGUGCAUGGUGUCAUAGGGCGGCGCAUCCAGGACGUGGACCAGCCAAUUGUUGACUAUAUCAUCAACGUCCUGGCCGAUGAGGACUUCGAUUUCGGUGUCGACGGCGAGGGCGCCUUUGAAGCCCUAGGGGAACUUCUUGUGGAUUCUGGCUGUGUCACCGACGACUCUGAAUGCCGAUCGGUAUGCAGUAAAAUCUCAGAGAAAUUUGGGAAGCAUGGGUUGGUGAAAGAAAAACCAACAGUAAGAAGCCUUUUGGCACCAUUGAGAAUGUAUGAUGGAAUGGAUGAAGAGGAAGCUCCAAAGAAGAAGCCAGAGCCAGUGGAUGGUCCUUUAUUGACUGAGCGUGACAAGAUGAAGCUUGAAAGGAGGAAGAGGAAAGAGGAUCGCCAGAGAGAGGCACAAUACCAAAACCACUUGGAGGAGAUGGAAGCAGUCAAAGCUGGAAUGCCUGCUGUACGUGUAAAUCAUGACCAUAGUGAUGGACCUGCUGUUAGGGAUAUUCACAUGGAGAAUUUUAAUAUAUCCGUUGGGGGUCGUGAUCUUAUUGUUGAUGGUUGCGUGACUCUAUCUCAUGGAAGACACUACGGCCUCGUUGGAAGGAAUGGUACAGGUAAAACAACCUUCCUCAGGUACAUGGCCUUGCAUGCCAUUGACGGCAUCCCAAAAAAUUGCCAAAUAUUACACGUGGAGCAAGAAGUGGUUGGUGAUGAUACAAUAGCUUUGGAAUGUGUUCUAAAUUCUGAUUUUGAAAGAACCCAGCUUUUGGAAGAAGAAGCUCACUUGAUUGCGUCACAGAGAGAAAUGGACCUAGAGGGGGAAGCUGAAAAGAUCAGUGGGGAGCUGAAUGGAGGGGUUGACAAAAAUGCCAUUGGACAGAGGCUUGAAGAGAUAUACAAAAGACUGGAGUUGAUUGAUGCUUAUUCUGCAGAGGCACGUGCAGCUUCUAUUCUUGCGGGUCUGAGUUUCUCCCCAGAAAUGCAGAAGAAGCCAACAAAAGCUUUUUCUGGAGGUUGGAGAAUGAGAAUAGCUCUUGCUCGUGCUUUGUUUAUUGAGCCUGAUCUAUUACUACUUGAUGAACCCACGAAUCAUCUUGAUCUGCAUGCUGUCUUGUGGCUGGAAACGUACCUUGUGAAAUGGCCGAAGACGUUUAUUGUUGUUUCACAUGCUAGAGAGUUCUUGAACACUGUGGUCACAGACAUUCUACAUCUUCAAGGUCAAAAACUGGUUGCUUUCAGAGGAAAUUAUGACGUAUUUGAGAGAACAAGAGAAGAACAGCUCAAGAACCAACAGAAAGCAUUUGAGUCAAACGAACGCUCAAGAGCCCAUAUACAGUCAUUCAUUGACAAAUUUCGCUACAAUGCCAAGCGUGCAUCUCUUGUUCAGUCAAGAAUUAAGGCGCUGGAGCGGUUGGGUCACAUGGAUGAAAUUAUAAAUGAUCCUGACUACAAGUUUGAAUUCCCAUCUCCUGAUGAUAGACCCGGACCACCAAUUAUAAGCUUCAGUGAUGCAUCCUUUGCAUAUCCUGGAGGCCCGACAUUGUUUAAGAAUUUGAAUUUUGGAAUAGAUCUUGAUAGCCGAAUAGCAAUGGUUGGGCCAAAUGGUAUCGGAAAGUCAACUAUACUCAAACUUAUUUCCGGGGAGCUUCAACCAAGCUCUGGAACUGUUUUCCGUUCGGCUAAGGUUCGAAUUGCUGUGUUUAGUCAGCAUCAUGUUGACGGCUUAGACCUCUCUUCAAAUCCGCUUCUGUAUAUGAUGCGCUGCUUCCCAGGAGUGCCUGAACAGAAGCUAAGAGGUCAUUUAGGUUCAUUUGGAAUAACUGGAAAUCUUGCCCUACAGCCGAUGUACACAUUAUCUGGUGGUCAGAAAAGCAGAGUUGCAUUUGCAAAGAUAACUUUCAAGAAGCCUCAUAUUUUACUGCUUGAUGAGCCAUCAAACCAUCUUGAUUUGGAUGCAGUGGAAGCAUUGAUCCAAGGUCUCGUCUUGUUCCAAGGGGGUGUGUUAAUGGUAAGUCACGACGAGCAUUUGAUCUCUGGAAGUGUAGAUCAGCUGUGGGCUGUCUCAGAAGGCAAGGUGAAUCCUUUCGAUGGAACAUUCCAGGACUACAAGAAGAUACUACAAUCUGCUUAG
Fraxinus pennsylvanica is the source of this 2151-nucleotide messenger RNA. Lineage: Eukaryota; Viridiplantae; Streptophyta; Magnoliopsida; Lamiales; Oleaceae. The record is from the annotation of a GenBank genome assembly.